GUACAACUAGAACUUGUUGGACGUUAUAUAUCAUUUUUAGUUGCGAAAAAAAAUUGAAUUUGUGUCAAAAUGGCGGGCUUGGGCGGGAGAGCGGGCGGCACUAGAGAGACGCAAAUGAGAGCAAACGGGACGUAGCUCGUAGGGUGCCCACCUUUUACCCCUUUGAUAUAAAAGCCUUCUUGGUCCUACAAGAAGUCAUCGAUUUGUCGAGCUUGUUCUCCUUCUCUCCAAAACCAAAUGUUUAUCCAAAAAUCAUCGAUGACCUCCUCGUUCUAUUUUACUCUCACAAUUUCAAAUUUCCUAUACUAGUAGUCGUUCAAGAGGAGUAUAUUUAGAGACACUUAUGUUGUUUCUGAAUAUUGAGCAACGGGACGAAGGAGAAGGUGUAGCAGAAAAGUUCGUCCCGGGGCCUAGCAAGAUGUCCACCGCUAUCGGCGCCAGCCUGAAUCCGAGCCCACUAGAUGGCUCGAUAUUGGGCAGUUCCCUUCUCGGGGGGUCGGCGACCUCCCACGGAACAUUAUGACGUGGUCAUGAAAAAAUUAUAUCUAAACGAAGUAGUAGAUGUACAAGUAGUAGUAGAGCCAUCUAAUUGAAAAGGUAAAAGAGCAUCUUGGUCAUUUUUUUUAGAGGUCCAAGAUGCUCUUCAAGAAAAAGAUAGAUCUUGGAAUAAAUCUCUAACAACAGCGGCGUUCAAGAUUCUGUCGGUGUCAGAACCAAAGCCGAUUGACCGCAAACCAGGAGACGACUUAGUGCACACGGAGCAUGAGACAAGGGAGGUUUUCUUACUACUUACUAAUUUGUGGAACUUACUUUUACUUGAUGUAGCUUUGGAUGCUUGUUGAUAUUUGAAUUUUGAAUUAUGAUGUCCGUGUCCGGUGCCGUGGUGAAACGGAAUAUGAUUUAUCGUCGUCAUUUCUUAGUCUCUUCUACAACUCACUUUUAUCGUCAUUUCUUCAUCUUACCCCUCUAGCGCGUUCGUUAAGAUUACGCCUGACAGUAGCAGGGGUUAAUCCGUUAGGUUUGCUUCGAUCUAGAGUCUCAUCAUUUCUUCAUCUUCUUGUAUACACAUCGCACAAUCUUCUUGUAUACCCCAUGUUCAUCUUGAUUGGGUACACUACUACUACCAAUACUACUACUACUACUAUCCAAGAUUCAAGUGAUGGAAGACCGGGUGAUCGAGGUCCCGAAGGAGACAAUAGUGGAGAAGAUCGUCGAAAUACCUGAAAUCAGGACGGUUGAAAAAAUUGUUGAGGAGAUUAUUGAGGUGCCGAAAAUCGUCUACGAUGAACUAAUCAUCGAAAAACGAGUCGAAAAAGUGGUCGAAGUGGAGAAAAUAGUACCACAAAAAGAUUAAAUUAAUGACAUUACCUUAAUAAUAUUCAUCACCGUUUUUGUAGUCGUACGUCUGCGUGAAUAUUUUCUUUGCAACAGUUAAUCACUAGGGUGUCAGUGUCUUCAAUAAGAUGAGUACCAGCAUCGUUCUUCCUUCUGAGAACAACUGAUGACUUGCUUCACUUUAGAACAUACACCUAAUUGUACUUGUACUUGUACUUGAAUGUAACUCUCCAAAUACCAGGUUGAAGUUCCGCAGAUCCAUCGACGAAUUAUCUCUCGACCUGUCGAAAAAAUCGAAGAAGAGAUUAUAGAGGUUCCCAGAAUCCGCUAUGAAGAGGAAAUCGUUGAAGUGCCACAACAGCGCUCCAUUAUGGUCCCGAAGUACGUGGAGGUAAGCAAGAUAGUGUUGCUUAUACUGGAUAGUAUAUUUCAGACUGUAUUCUAUACUUACUAACUUGAAUAAGUUUAAGUACUUCAACAUGUUGAUGCUACUUUGUGGUGGUGGUAGUACUAGCCACGGUUGUAAUUUUCUAAGAAUUUUUGUUGAACUUUUCCAGAUUCCCAAUGUUGUCGAGAAAAUAGUGGAGAAGCCAGUAGAAGUGAUAGAGGAGGAAGUAGUUGAAGUGCCAAAUAUCACCUAUGAAGAGGAAAUCGUGGAACGAAAAGUUGCGGGAAAAAUACAAUUCGAGACAACGUAUGUGGACAAACCCAUAGUGCAAAAAAGGCAGAAGCGCGUAUUAUAUUUCUAGCUUUUGACUCGCUUCUCCUUUGAUGUUCUCUGUCUUCAGUUUCUUUGCACUGAGCAUUAGGCUGAGUAGAGUCUAAAAGCUUUAUCACAUAAAACACUAGAGUACUCGCCUUUUUCCGUGAAGCUACAGCAAAUAAUAAGAAUAAGAAUCAAUAAGAAUCCUUUUCAUCCUUACAUCUUUAGUUGUAAACACUCCCACUUUAGAUCCCAGUCGAGAAGGUGGUGGAGAAGGUUAUUGAGAAGCCGAUAGUCACGGUACAUGAGGAGAUAGUGGAACGACCAGUGGAGACCACUGAAAUCAAGCCCAUAUACGUGGAAAAGAUUCACGAACGGAUACAGCAAAUUCCACGCGUCGUCUAUGAGGAGGAAAUCGUCGAAGUUCCAAGGGUAACAUUCGAAGAGGAAAUCAUUGAGCGGGAAGUCCCGCAAGUGACAUUAUGGCAUCAGCAUCUGGCUCACCAUGGGAGAAAAAGUUUCUUUCUGCACACUCACAAUACCUACUUUUAUAUAUACAUAGACAUGUUAGAUGCUCCUGAGAUGAAAGAAAGUAUUGAUAGACGAACUUGUAUCUUCGUUUUCUUAGGAAGAACCUGUCGUUCUACUUGCUCCAUGACCUACCACCUUGACCUAGUUUCAUUGUCGACCCUCCAGAAAUACGUCGAAGUUCCACAGAUUCAAGAGCGAAUCAAGCACGUUACGAAAGAAGUCAUCGAGGAGGAAAUCAUCGAAGUGCCGAAGGUACCGAAGAAGUUUUUGUGAGUUGCAUUAGCUGUUUUUGUACGCGACGUUUUUAAGCUAGCAUAAUUCUUUCAUCUGAAGUUCGGCUCUCAGAAAUUCCACCGUCGUGGGAUCAUACAGAGACUUGAUCUACUUUACUUCAAGACCACAAACCCCGACUCAGAUCCAGACCGUCGAGCGCCUGCUUCAGCGUGAGGUGGAACAGGAGAUCGAAAUCCCGAAAUAUGUGGAGGUCGGUAAGAAGCACGUCCACCACCACAAGCACGUUGUCGAGAAGCGACAGAAAACCGUGGAACUGGUCAGGGAGAAAAUCAUUGAAAAAAUCGUAGAGAAGAAGAAGCCUCUGAUCCAGGAAAAGAUCAUCCACGUACCGAAAUAUGUCGAGGUGGAGCAAAAAGUUACCGUAGAAAAGGUAGUCGAGGUGCCGCAUAUUACCGAAGUCGAAAAAAUCAUCGAAGUGCCAAAGGUACAACUAUUACAUUAUUACAACCAUGAUUGAUACUUAGUGUUAGGAUUCACUUCAUCUGGUUCAGUUUUUUCACCAGCACUAGUGCAAAUUCAAGUUGUUGUAUCAAACCAUGAAAAUUAUCUUUUUCCAAAAUGAGAACCCGGAUAAUAUUUUCCACUAUCACCAACAAACUUACUACAACUCCCACUUCAUCCAGGUGACUAUGGAGGAGGAAAUAGAGGAGUAUGAGGUAGUGCGCAAGGUGCAGAAGUUGGUGGAUGUUGAAAGGGUUGAAAAGAUACAGAAAUUUGUUCCCGUGGAAGCCACAAGAGAGGUGGAGCAAAUCAUCGAGGUUCCGGGAAGGCUCGAGUAUGUCGAGAAAGUCGUGGAAAAGCCGGUGGUCAGGAAGGUACUUGAAAGUACUACUACUACUAGCACUAGCAGACGCUUAUUUGAUGUAUUCAUAAUUUCCAUCCGUGCUUUAUUACAGUAGUUAAGUUACUACACAUGCCGAGCCCGAGGACAAAAACGCAGAGUAUCCUCUGAAAAAUGAGCAGAAGCAGCCUGGUCUUCAUUAUACCCUUCAGCGACCUCUUUUUCGCUCGUCUUCCGACUUUUUGACUUGCUCUCGACCUCCUUCUACCAAACAUUCAGGUCAAGAAGUACGUCGAAGUACCAGAGGUGCGCAAGGUGACAAAAUACGUCGAUGUACCAGAAGACAGGGUUAUUGCCAACGUGAUAGAGGUUCCCCGCAUUCAAUUCGAGGACGAAAUCGUUGAGGUACUACAAGUAUAUGCUAGGAUAUUAGUUGUUCUUCUCGUUCUUGCAAGUUGCAAAGGAAAUGCGUACUUCGAACGCUCCUCACUCAACUUCAAAUCUAUCUACUUUUUGCUACAGCCAUUCGAUUUCGAGGAAAGACAUCAUAUUUCCCUCACGAACGCACAACCAGGUCCCAGUGGAGAAGAUUGUGGAAAUUGUAAAGGAGGUGCCGGUCAUCGAAAAGCGACAGAAAUUUGUGGACGUCCCUACAGAGCGCAUAGUCGAAAAGAUUGUGGAAGUUCCGAAGUAUGUCGAUGUUGAGGUCGAUGCUCCCGUUGUUCAGAAGUUACGACAUAUCACUUUGAUGAACAUGCAGCUAGUAAUUGUACUUGUGUGCCUUUCAGAUUCAGUGUGUACGAUGAUGAGAUCCGAUCUUCUGUGUAGUAACUUUGUUAAUAGGGACGAGGUAAUCAUGCGACCGGCGUCCCCAAGCCCAUUAUAAACGUCAGCAGAUGUUGUUGAUGAUCGACCAUCUACAACGAGUCCAGCACCUCACUCAACUACCUCGUCCAGUACGUAUUCGUACUGUUCCUCUCUUCUAAUGAAAGUGAAGAAAUUCGUCGACGUCCACAAGGUGGAGAAGCGACAACGCUUCGUCGACAAGCACGUGCCGGUUACGGAAGAACAGGUGAUCGAAGUGCCCAAGAUCGAGUAUGUCGAUAAAAUCGUGGAAGUCCCGCAGAUCCGCAAGGUCACAAAGUACAUUUAUGACCGGCGCACUAUAUAUUUUUAUAGAUAUCCCAAGAAAGUGGAUGGGUCUACGCUACUACCUCUACUACUACUGCUACUACUGCUACUACUGCGACUACUGCGACUUCUACGACUCUGGCGACUCCUGCGACCUCUACGACUCUUACUACUCCCCCUAUACCCCUCCUAUACCCCUCCUAUACCCCUCCUACUCCCACUACUAACGUAACUCUCACUACUAACGUAACUCCCACUACUAACGUAACUCCCACUACUAACGUAACUCCCACUACUAACGUAACUCCCACCACUAACGUAACUCCCACUACUAACGUAACUCCCACUACUAACGUAACUCCCACUACUACCGUAACUCCCACUACUAACGUAACUCCCACUACUAAGUCCUACUACUAACUCCUACCACUAACUCCUACCACUAACUCCUACUACUAACUCCUACUGCAAAUUCCUACUACUAACUCCUUCUAGUUGUACUAAAUCCCACUACUACUACGCAAGACGGUUAAACUCGUCCGCUCAUGUUUCAUUAGGUGUUCGUGUUCAACAUUUUCCUUGAUGUUGAUCUUCACAUGAGGAGAUACAUAGUUUAGGCAUUUCAACAGCAUCUUCAUUUUCAGACGAUACUAGACUAUUGCAAAACCGCUCUUUAACCGCAUCCACUUCCACACCAUUCUUUCCUUUAUCUAAUCCCUUGAAGUCCCUGAGAUCCGUUACGUGGAUAAGGUCGUUGACGUGCCGAAAAUCGUCACCGUGGAGAAGAUCGUCGAAAUCACGCGUGACACACACGAACGCGUUGACGAGGCUCCGGAUGAGGUCGUUGUCGAAUUUGGACGCGAAGAAAUCCAUGCACCGGUCGAACGCGAACAAGUCCAAAUUGAAGUUAUGACUUUGUUGUGACUUGUACGUAGGUUUCGAGGAUGAAGUGACGGGUAAAAAAAAAGGUUUGCGAUCCUCAGAGGAGUCGAGGGCAGAUUUUAGUAGAAGAGGACGAGGUUAGGAUCAUGAUCAUGUUGACGGUGGAUGAGACGAGGAAGAGGAUGCGCGUGUACACUUAAAAAUUGCAGACCAACUCUCUGGACCUGGAGCCUAUCUCUCAUCUGAGAAUCAAUAAGCCAUUGAAUUUAGAUUGUAGAUGUACUCGCUACUUAUGCUUUCUUGCCGAAUUCUUCUAACCUGUGCGACUGCAUGGAUGAGAUAACGCAAUCCGUGGUCCACGAGUGGGAUAAAAGCGCGAUGCCUGAGGACAUGGCUAGCGUUCCCCUUCCGAGGCUGCCGCUUCCGUUCAACGAUCACUCGCACACCCAGAGCGGCGGCAUGGGCAUGGGAAGCAUGGGCGGCUUGAGCAUGAGCUUGACAGGUAAUAGUGAUUCUCGCGGAUGAGACAUGAAUCAAUAUGACGGUCUUGCUCAACAUCCUAUUCCGCUAUCUUCAUCAUUUUCGGCUAUGCGAAAAGUGUAGCGAGUAUGUUGUAAAAAGAACAACUAUUGUUAUCUUGUGAGCUCGACCGCAUAUUUCUUAGAGAAUGAUCUAUACCAUUUUUAUGGAAUACUAGGUACGAGCUUCGAUCCGUUGUUAAGCAGUGGCAUGCAGCAAGCGAGCAUGGUCGCACAGAAUUUGCGAUUUCGGCCCAUCAGCCUAGGCUUCCAGAUUGGAAUGCCGGGACAACAACAGUAAAUACGACUGAAAGCGAAAGGGAACUAAGAUGAUGAGACACAUACGGACGAGGAAUGAAGAUACUGGUUUAAGGAUAAGAUUUGAAGAGACCAUACUACAGCCCACCCAAAUUUCCCUGAACGACCACGCAGUGUAAAACAAAAACAUCCAUUUCUAUAUAAUCGGCAAAGCCCCGACUUCUGUAACUGCGGAUCUUCGCGUAUUUUUGAUGGUGGUAUGCCUAAGUAUUCUAAAGUCUGUGAGUGACUUAGAUCUAUAGUUGAGAUGAAAAACUGUUUUUUUGGUUAACGGCUAUCUACGAAAUAACAAACGAUGAACAAGGUAGCAGGUAUGCGGAUGUUCUAGUUGUAAUCAAUCUGAAUGUUUAUGCACUUGACCACUAUGAUUUCCUGAGGUUACAUUGCCGGUUGCAAUACUAACAAUAAUUGAUGAUGAAUUAUAUGAAAGGAUAAGUAGUUUGAGAUUUAAGUAUAACACGAAAAACAAAAACUACACGGAAAUUUAAAAUUAUCGCUGCAGCAGAAUUAUGCCUCCUCGAAUUAAACCAUGAGCCCGCUAAUGGUGAUGCACAGACCCACCAAAGCCGAGUAAGUGAGCUUCCGGGUGCAACAAAAAUUUCAUCAACAUUUUGGCUGUCUUAAUUCAACUUCAACAUACUUAGAAUGCACGAAUUGAGUCAUAUCCUUGAAUAAAGCUAUCCACAAGCCGUGCGACAACACUUUGAUGCUCACAAACACAAUAUUAGAUUUAGAAUAGAUUAUGAAUAUAUAUAUAAUAAGCUUUUUUCCAUUUCUCUCUGAAUCAAAAAAAAUAUCGUUUUCCAACAACUACGAGAACCAUUAAUUAGUGGUAAGAGAACAAGGUCCCACUUUUAGUUCGAAAAAUCUCGUCUUGCUAAACGAGCAGAAGCAAAAAACGCGAAUGCCGAAUGGUGCCCUUGUUCAUACCUGAGACGUGGAAAAACGAGUUUAUUAUGUUUUUUUCAAGAUGCACUGCUUCUCAUCCGAGUAGAAGAAGCUGCGGUGGUCGUCAUAAUAAGGCAAAAAUAUUCAUCGACGUCGACGCAUACGCAUAUUGAUACUGCAAGAUAAGGAAAAUAUUGUAAGAAUUAUGUUCAAUUCGUAGUUGGUGCUUGUUAUCUCGGAGUUUCAUUGGGAGGGAGGUUGUCUUUGCUCCUAGUACUUGCACACGCCAAAAAAUCACUGUUCAUUUAUUGUAGCUAUCAUUCUACUUUCUUAAUUCAAAUCAAGAGUUCGCUUGAUUGAGGAUAUGUCUUCCGUGUUACGUUCAUCUAAUGACUUGAUUCACAAUGCAUUACUUGCUUGUUUGUAGAAACGAUUGACCGUAGAACAAAAGAGAUUUAUUUUGAUUAUAUGUACUAGACAUAGACUUAGAUGAUGAUGUGAAGAUUGUUACUUUUUUGACCUCGAAGAUGAAGAUGAAGAUCGAUAGAGGCGACAACAAGAACCACUGUUUUGAUGAAGAGUCAGUCAUAACUUGUCUAUGACAAGAUCCUUCGGAAGGGGAGGUGCCGUCACUCGAGAGCCUGCCACGUGUCCGGGUAGCAUGUGGCAUUCCAAUUCUCAGAAAAACAUGCUUAAAAACUUAGGGACCGCUACUUAGAAUAAUAAUAUUAUCCUCCUAUUCCAACGAAGUCGAAGAUAAACAAUGUGUGAUGAAUAUGAAUGCUGGUGCCGCACCUUGAAAUCGCAAUUCAGGACAAGGCUGGGAACGCAUUUGCUAUAGCUAUGGCCCUCCGAAAAAUGAAAAAUAACAAUAUUGAUUCGAUAUGUGAAGAAAUUUGCAAAAAAAGUCGUCGCUCAUGCACGUCACUGGCGUAACAAAGCGCAUACAUCGGGUCUGGACAACUACAUCAUGCACUACGCUAUGUGAUCACGAC
Messenger RNA from Amoebophrya sp. A25, 8376 nucleotides. The record is from the annotation of a GenBank genome assembly. Lineage: Eukaryota; Dinophyceae; Syndiniales; Amoebophryaceae.